AUGAGGGCGGUGCUGGCGGCCUACCUGGGUGUCUCCGCGCACGUCGGCCAGCCCGGGCCGCAGUGGAGCUGCGGGCGGCUAGUCACCCACGUCACCAACAAGGGGGCCACCGUAAAACAGAACCUCGAGGCGUCGAAGCACGGCCCUGAGGCGUUCAACCGCAACGACGCGUUCGAGAUGCACAACGAUUCCUGCGCGGACGUGCUGGGCCUGCUGUGCAUCCGCCAGGCCAAGGAGGGCGGGGAGAGCGCCUUCUGCUCCGCGCUGGCCGUCUACAACGAGAUGCUGCGCCGCGGCCGCCUCGACCUCGUCGCCGUCCUCGCGGGUGCAGGCUUCUACCGGGAUAAGAGCCGCUUCCACCAGGAGAUCCUGCCCGGCACCUCGCCCCUCUGGGAGAUGCCCGUAUGGUCGUGGGCCAAUGGCUACCUCACUACCAGCUACAACGCCAACCUCAACAAGCAGUGCGAGGAGCGCUACCCCGAGCUGGCGGGCAAGCUGUCUCCCCUGCAGAAGGAGGCAAUGGAGGUUUUCAAUGAGAUCGCAAACAGCGACGCCCUGAAGCUCGGCAUCCGCCUGCAGCGCGGCGAUGUGGCCAUGAUCAACAACAUCAACGACUCGCCGCACGCGCUGCCCAAGCACCUCACGUUCCCCCGCUCGUACUCCCUGGGCACGGUGGCGAUCGAGGCGGCGCGCAACCAGGACGGGCUUUUCAAGAUGCUCCCAACGUCCGCGCUGUACGUGCCGCUGUCCACUGGCGAGCGCGCGCAGUGA
Messenger RNA from Monoraphidium neglectum, 771 nucleotides. RefSeq lists its product as hypothetical. Gene Ontology annotation, molecular function: oxidoreductase activity. Lineage: Eukaryota; Viridiplantae; Chlorophyta; Chlorophyceae; Sphaeropleales; Selenastraceae. The coding region runs from base 1 to 771 and encodes 256 amino acids. The transcript is spliced from 7 exons. The record is from RefSeq and is a predicted model, not a curated record.